This is a messenger RNA of Opisthocomus hoazin, 650 nucleotides long. It is a transcript of the gene TNNI2, whose product is annotated as troponin I2, fast skeletal type. Gene Ontology annotation, biological process: skeletal muscle contraction; cardiac muscle contraction. Gene Ontology annotation, cellular component: troponin complex. Lineage: Eukaryota; Metazoa; Chordata; Aves; Opisthocomiformes; Opisthocomidae. The record is from RefSeq and is a predicted model, not a curated record.
GGCCAGCGGGACUCUCUGAUUUUCUCCUCCAGACUUGGGCUCACAACCACCUAAAGCACGAUGUCUGAUGAUGAGAAAAAAAGGAGGGCAGCCACUGCCCGUCGGCAGCACCUGAAGAGUGCUAUGCUCCAGCUUGCUGCCACUGAAAUAGAAAGAGAAGCAGCUGCUAAAGAAGCGGAAAAGCAAAACUACCUGUCAGAGCAUUGCCCUCCUCUGUCGCUCCCAGGAUCCAUGCAGGAACUUCAGGAGCUGUGCAAAAAGCUGCAUGCUAAGAUAGAGUCAGUGGAUGAGGAGAGGUACGACACAGAGGUGAAGCUACAGAAGACUAACAAGGAGCUGGAAGACUUGAACCAGAAGCUCUUUGACCUGCGGGGCAAGUUCAAGAGGCCACCCCUGCGCAGGGUGCGCAUGUCCGCCGAUGCAAUGCUGCGGGCCCUGCUGGGCUCCAAGCACAAGGUCUGCAUGGACCUCCGAGCCAACUUGAAGCAAGUCAAGAAGGAGGACACUGAGAAGGAGAAGGACCUCCGUGAUGUCGGCGACUGGAGGAAGAACAUAGAGGAGAAGUCUGGCAUGGAGGGCAGAAAGAAGAUGUUCGAGGCUGGCGAGUCCUAAGUGCCCAUCUCUCCAAGCCCGUCUUCUGUCCCCUCCUG